Molecule: messenger RNA, 337 nt
Organism: Austrofundulus limnaeus
Lineage: Eukaryota; Metazoa; Chordata; Actinopteri; Cyprinodontiformes; Rivulidae
Source: RefSeq, a predicted model, not a curated record
GGAAGAGGGAGAGGAAGAGGAAAAAUGUUAAGAGAAGAUAAAAACAUGGUUGGAAAUCCUAAAAGAAGCUUGGAGGAAAUUAGUUCAGAUGAAGGAAGUGAGAUAGGAUGUAAAAGAAUGGUGAAAGAAGAGUUCAAAAUAAUUCUGAAAUUCAAAAAUGAGGAGGAAAACAUCCAACUAAGUCCAAUAGCUGUAUCAAGAGAGUUAAAAAAGAAAAUAGGAGACAUUCAGUUUGCAAAAACUCUUCGAGAUGGAAGUUUGUUGAUUAUUGUAAAAUCUGAAGAACAAAAAAACAAAAUCCUUCAAAUUGAUAACAUCUGCAAGAAAAGUGUGAGAG